CGAUAUACAUUUAGGUUUCAAUGAUAUGCUGAUGAUGAUUUUAAGUGGCUGAUGCCAAUGAUCGUCGAAAACUUAGAAAGAAUCAUGCGCCGAUGACCAGCCACCAACACGUUUGGUGGUAGGACCAUUAUCCAAUACCCGCCAUUUCCAAGAUAUUUACCUUGUGAUGUACAAGAUCAUUCGUGGGGUGAUGGUAUUUUGAUGUGAUAUAAGUAUCGAGGGGAUUCCUCCUUCUCAAAAUAUCAUACAAGCCUCUAUCAAUUUGUCAUUCACCAUCAAGGCAGUGUUUACUUCAAAGAACCGUUCGAUUCGAAGAUACUAGAAUCAGCCAUACGACAUCCACCAACUAUAUAAGGUUUACACAUAUCCUCAUUGCAACUUCUCCUCCACACCACCCAUACCUAACUCAAAGACAUCAAAAUGUUAUUCUCUACAACCAACAUCCUGAGCACCGUCGCUCUCCUCACCUCCUUCACAUCCGCCGCUCCUACCAUUAAAAGACAAACAUACACACAUCCACCUCAAUCCACAUCCAAAAACUUCAAACUUGUUGCGAAUGUUACCUCAGGUGAUUUAGCCAUCAACAACUUCGUUCUCGAAUCGUAUCACACAGGUGCUGGGACAGCAUAUGCCGUGCUCGCCGAAAACACUACCGAAGCUAAUCCUCGCAUCUUCUACAUAAACGGCACCGCCACCGAAGUUCGUUUUGGUAACUCUUCUACCCUCUCCGAUUCAGGUAGUGAAGGUAGCUCAUUCCCUGAAGCCGUCGUCAUUACUCCUUCCGACCCCGCUACUUCAUCUUCCGGUCGUUCAGCUGUGGAAAUUAAUGCAGGAGCCGGUCAACCUUAUGUUGGACUUACUACAUUCCCUGCUCCCAUCAUCCAAUUCCAUGGAUAUCAAGGCGAAACCUUCUACGCUUGUAAUACUACUUUGCAGUAUGGAAAUGCAAUUCAACUUUUCUACAGAGGAUACAGUCAAAAGACACCAGCUGGAUGUUCGGAUGUUGCUUUAUUGCCUCAAUGUAGUGAAGGUAGUGGAGUAGAUGAUAAAUUCGCAGCGAUUGUGAAUUGUUAUCCAGAUGUAGCUGGUAUUGAUUGGAGCACCUACAGCGCAUGAACAUUCAAUUGAUUGAGAGGACAGAACAGGGUCACAUUAUGAUUUAUGAGCGGCAUGACAAUGGGCAUUCAAUGGCGUUUUAGGAAAAAGGCUUCAGGGUUUUAUUUUAUGAUACCAUACCGUUAUCGGGUACAAACGAUGGAUAGAAUACUUAAUGAUUGAGAUGAGAUAUUGUAGUAAUGAAUAAGAAGAAUAAUGAAACUAUUAAUGUUAUACUAAAAGUGAUGUCAUUGUGAGUGGCCCCAUUAUACACUUUAUGUUCGAAGGUGUUUGAGUUAUA
This is a messenger RNA of Sclerotinia trifoliorum, 1396 nucleotides long. NCBI's taxonomy places the organism in Eukaryota, Fungi, Ascomycota, Leotiomycetes, Helotiales, Sclerotiniaceae. The record is from the annotation of a GenBank genome assembly.